Messenger RNA from Andrographis paniculata, 1767 nucleotides. RefSeq lists its product as uncharacterized. The coding region runs from base 1 to 1767 and encodes 588 amino acids. The record is from RefSeq and is a predicted model, not a curated record. The transcript is spliced from 2 exons. NCBI's taxonomy places the organism in Eukaryota, Viridiplantae, Streptophyta, Magnoliopsida, Lamiales, Acanthaceae. Gene Ontology annotation, molecular function: zinc ion binding; nucleic acid binding.
AUGGAAAAGAAACUCGAUGAGGUUUUCGAUAAGGUUGCUACUCUUGAAGAAAGGGGAAGUCAUAGUGAUGCUAGACGUGAAGAAAUCCACCUUGGCAAGCAACCUAUGGGCUCAACAAGUGUUUUCCCAAAUCGAUCUAUCCAAGUUGAUGAUUUUGGCGAAAGGCGUCAUACUAGUCCAAGGCCUACAUCUAUCCAAGGCCGACGAGGAAGACGGGAUGCUACCAAAGAGUUACUUGAUGAAUUUGACUUGGAAGAAGAUAUCCAUAACCGAAGGAGCCGAGUUCGAGUUAAUGAGGUUGAUGAUAACAUGCAGUCCAUCAAGUUCUCCAUACCACCUUUCGUAGGAUCGGCUGAACCUAAUGAGUUUCUUGAGUGGAAAAGCAAAGUGGAGAUGAUGUUUGCAUGUCAUAAUUACUCGGAGCGCAAGAAAAUUCAGCUUCCUGUUGUGGAGUUUAAGGAGUAUGCUCUUGUUUGGUGGGAGAAGAUACAAGCUGAUAUUGCAAGGUUCGGAAUGCCUCCGAUUGAGACAUGGGCAGCCCUUACUCGAGCUAUGCAUGCACGUUUUGUGCCCCCGCAUUAUCGGAUGGAUCUUCUUCAGAAAAUUCAGUUUUUAGUCCAAGGUAGCAAGACGGUUGAGCAGUACUACAAGGAAAUGGAGAUACUUAUGAUGCGGGCUCAGCUUGUGGAAGAUGAUGGAGUCACCAUGUAUCGGUUUCUCAAAGGGCUGAGGCGUGAUAUUAUGAUUCAAAUUGAAUCGCAUGGAAAGGUAGGAGUAAGUGUGAGCUUUGGAAAGACGUCACCAAAUUUCAACAAGUUUGGGGGUAAUACGGGACCAACAAAAUCUUGGCCCAAAGGAGAUGAUAAGCACACGACCAAGAAUGAGCCUCUUAAGGUGGUUAAGCGUGAUGAACCAAGGAAAGUCAGCAAGGAUGGUUCACCAAACAAAGCAAAGGAAGUCACAUGCUUUAAGUGUCAAAGGAAAGGUCAUUAUGCCAAUACAUGCCCUAAUGUGCGAACUGUUGUGCUUUGUGACAAUGGGGACUAUGUACUUUUGUCGGAUGAUGUGGGUGAAGAUUGGGAACAUGAAGUUGAGGCGAGUGAGGAUGAAGUAAUCCAAGAGACGGAAGAGCACGUUGAAGAGGAUUCAUCCGGGGAGUCUCUAGUGGUUUUGCGAAUGCUUGGAGCAGUUCCCAAGGAGUCGGAAAAUUUUGUUGAUCGGGUUAAGGAGCAACGGGAGAAUUUGUUCCAUUGUCGGUGCAAGAUUGGUGGGAAGCGAGCGUCGAUAAUCAUUGAUAACGGAAGUUGCACCAAUGUCGUAAGUUGGUAUGUGGUAGACAAGCUUGGACUCCAAACUAUCAAGCAUCCAACUCCAUACCAUCUUCAAUGGAUGAACUCUAGUGGAGAUAUGAAGAUCACUAGGCAAGCCAAAGUUCCAAUUUCAAUCGGCCCCUACAAAGAGGAUGUCCUUUGUGAUGUUACUCCGAUGACCGCAUGCCAUGUGCUUCUUGGCCGACCAUGGCAAUCCGAUAAAGGAAUUAUCUAUGAUGGCAAGACUAACAAAGUUAGAUUUUAUGACAAGGGCUACAAGGUAAUGAUUCCUUCUUUGCCAUUGAAGGAGGUUCGAAAAGAUCAAGAAAGUUUGCGAAAGAAGAUGCAAGAGGCUGAAAGCCUUAAAAGAGCUAAAGGAAAAGAAGUAUCCACAGAGGAAAAGAGAGAGUCUACUGCUAAGGGUUCCAACAUCCUUCUUUCACUUACCGAUUUUUAG